AUGGUGAUGGUAAUCGAGUUCCGUUUGAGGAAGCUCGAACACUAUUGUCGCCUGAUGGACUUGGAGCCGCACCGGCUGAGGAAGCGGAACACCCCGGAGGAGCUGUACUGGCAGCUCAUGUGGAUCCCAAGAAGCGCGGUCCUCGUUCGAGCGAAGGACCAUCGCAUUCACAACAAGACCAAGCGACCCAAAGUGGGUAAACACUGGACGUUUGCCAUUUGCGGCAAGCAUCUCUUGCAGACUUUUCUCAUCCAUUACCUGUGCUGGCAAGUUCUGGAGCCGGAGCCUCACGUGGCCAAAGAGCGCGUCUCCGACCGAGAGCUGAACAAGCCGGAAGGUGUCAUCCACUGGUGCAAAAGAACUAUCGCCUGGCUUCUGUGCCAGCAGUACGAGGAGCAGUGGCUUUCUACUUUCUUCAUCGACCACAUGCUUCUGGUCAUUGUAGGCUUACCCUACUGCUUCUUGCAACUGAUGCUGGCAUUUGUGCACGUCAACAUGCGGGAGUCCGGCAUUGAGAUGGAAGGUGCCCUGAAGGAGGACACGCAGAUUUUCAUCGCAGGCAUUUUCUCCCUCUAUGCAGGAUUCAAUAUGGUGGGCUUCCUCUGCGUCACACUCGGCAACGGUGUACGCCCGCGGCAAGGCUACGCAUACGUCUUUCAAGUGCUCACCUUGGUACUGGCUGUUGUCAUGGCGCUGGAGUUCCUUGUCCAGCAGCAGUACCGACAGCGCUACUCGCAGUUUCAGUUUCGUGAUGUGAUCGACAAUUACGGCAAGAUGCGGCUCUUCAUGUCAGCCUCGCAGCUUUUCGCGACUCACGGACUCUUCAUGCUUUGUGCCAUGCACUUGGGCCAUGCGCAGCACUUCGAGAGAUGCCCGGACCUUCCUUGGCGCAAGGCCGCGACGAAGGCCCUGGGAUGCCUCUUACUUAUGAUCUGCAUCAUCUGUGCUGGCUACGCGAAUCGAACAGGGCACAGCUGGCCACGGUGUGGUAGCGUGAGGUUCGCCAUCGCGGCAUGGUAUGAGUGCACAGCCCAGGCCAGCGAGGUCUUCGUGGGACUUCUGCUGCUCUCUGUGGGUCUGCGGCAGACAUCUGAGAGGGUCGAGUUGGGCGCGACGGAGUGGAAGCUGCUUCCGGCCAUGAUGGCGUUCUUCGAUUUCGACUCUUUCCUGAUCCUCGUGACCUUCACUGCCUCUAUCGGAUUCAAGCUCGCCGAAACUUUCAAUUACUUUGCCGAGAAGAUGAUGAUCUCCUGGAGUUUGUCCGUUGCAAGCACCGCCAGCAGCGUCGGACUUGCUGUGUUCACUUUCGCCUGCUGGCGAAAUCCGCCUCUGCAUGGCUUUCCCCGGUUCUGCCUCUGGAUAGCGUUGCUGUACACCUUCCAUGGUUUCAUUGACUUCCAGUUCUUUGAAGACUGCGAGUUCACCUCCUCCACUCCAGGCUGCUGCGACUUUCCCGGUCUCCGGGACGUGGUAGGUGAAGGAAAGGAGGCCUGGCAGCGGUGUGCUCUGGACGAUCGCUGCGACAUUGCACACACUGUGCCGAAUCGCGGCAACGAGACCUUCUACUGUGCUCUACCUCACCACCAUGGACAUGGCCAGGCCAAGGACCACGCGCAGCCGCAUCACACCGCACAUCUGCACCAAAUUUCGUUUCGCUCCACGCUGUCCAAGGAGAAGUGCGACAAGCUCCAUCAGCGUUGGCGUGCGUUUCCGAAGGACCUCAAGAUUGCCGAGCUCAGCGAAGAAGAGGAGUCCUUCUCCACGGCUUUUAUUCAGCUGAAAACGGUUGGCAGCGCCGGCAACAUCGAGUUCCAUUUCGCCAUCAUUGGCAUUCUCCUGAAGGUCAUACUCUUCGUCGAGCACCCCAAUAGCGUCACGAUCUUGCAGCAGCGCCGCCGUCACGAGCAAGCUCGCCUUUCUCGGCAUGCUCUCUGA
Messenger RNA from Symbiodinium sp. CCMP2592, 1935 nucleotides. The record is from the annotation of a GenBank genome assembly. Lineage: Eukaryota; Dinophyceae; Suessiales; Symbiodiniaceae.